Beauveria bassiana ARSEF 2860 is the source of this 1233-nucleotide messenger RNA. RefSeq names its product RNA 3'-terminal phosphate cyclase. Gene Ontology annotation, cellular component: nucleus. Gene Ontology annotation, biological process: RNA processing. The coding region runs from base 1 to 1233 and encodes 410 amino acids. Gene Ontology annotation, molecular function: RNA-3'-phosphate cyclase activity. The record is from RefSeq and is a predicted model, not a curated record. The transcript is spliced from 2 exons. Lineage: Eukaryota; Fungi; Ascomycota; Sordariomycetes; Hypocreales; Cordycipitaceae.
AUGAAGGUGAAGCCUAUUGAACUUGACGGCCGAACCGGCGAAGGUGGUGGCCAACUAGUCCGUGUCGCAGUCGGCUUAGCAGCCCUUACUUCCCAACCCGUCAAGAUUACACAUGUCCGAGGCAACCGAGAAGGCGGGCGAGGCGGUGGCCUCAAAGUCCAGCACGUUACCUCGAUUCAAUGGCUGGCAGACGUCACUGGUGCAGAGGUGGAGGGCCUGAGUGUCGGAUCCCAGACGCUCACCUUCAUCCCCAACAAAGGGCCAGCAGAUCUUGCCGGUCGUUCUUUUGAGAUUAGGGCAGAAACAGAAGCGGCCAGUGCACUUCUCAUUUUGCAGGCGAUAUUCCCGUUUGUCUUGUUCGCUGGCAAUGCAAAGGGCGAGCCACUCACUAUUACCAUUCACGGUGGCACCAACGUACAGUGGUCGCUGAGCUACGAGUACUUUGACCAAGUCCUGAUGCCAGCGCUCGAGGAGCGAUUCUCUAUUCGAAUAGACAGGGUGCUCAAUAAGCGCAGCUGGAGCAACGGCACAACGUCACCUGGCUCGGUAACGCUCACGAUAUACCCAGUGCCAAAAGGCGAAAAGCUACGCUACUCUGCACCGAAGCGAUACGUGUACCCUGCGUCUUACCAUGUCAAGACCAUCAAUAUCAGCAUCAUCGCGCCCGGACACGCUCAUGAGCAGCUGCAAACCCAUAUUUUCCGAAACCUGGGCGAGCUGUAUCCAGACGCCGACCUUGAGCUAAAGGUGGUGCAAGAUUCUGGCUCUGAUCAAAAAUGGAAUGUGCUUCUGGUGGCGGAAUCUCGUGAUGGGAUCCGCUGGGCAAAGGACAUUCUGCAAGGCAUGCCCAAAAAGAUGAAAUCAUCAGACACCUUUGUAAGUCAGCUAGCAAGCUCAGUGUGUCGGGACCUGCACGAGGAAAUCUCGUUGGGCGGACAGGUGGAUGAGCAUCUGCAAGAUCAGUUGGUGGCUAUCCAGGCGCUCUGUGAAGGGUAUUCGUCCUUUCCUCGAGGUGAGCAUCCCGGGGAUGCAGAGCCAGAAGCGAACCUGCCGGGCGCCAUGAACAGUCUUUCUCUGUCGGACGACCGAGUGCGCAAGGACAAGACGCACGAUCCGUUUGGUCAUGGUUCGAUGCAUACACAGACGGCGCGCUGGGUGGCAAGCCAGCUAUUGCCAGCAGCCGAAUUUUACAACAAAGGCGACAUUGUAAAGGGAGCCGGGUUCUCGUUGUAG